UCGGGAUGUAGUAUGUAACGCCCGAAUCGUCGGCUUUUCGAAAACAUUUUAUACUUUUGAUUUCCUGACUUACGUCACACGCAUCUUGUAACGCAUGCACGUGUAUCAAUAUUUGUCGGCUACCGUAGUCGCCGUUAUUCAUCGACGACAAGUAACGAUUGCUCCGAUAAAAUGGAGCAGAUCAUUUGUGGCAAAUUCGGCCAUGGCAUUUUGCUAGUCUCUAAAACUUCCAGACAUCCAAUAACAAUUGUUACUACACGGAAAUUAAUGUCUGGAAAAUUUAAUAGACAUUGUAAACCGUUGCUAGCAUCACCACAACUAAGAUACUUCGCAAAUCCAUAUCGCGGAUAUGCUAUGGUGAUAACAAAGAUAUUAAGAGGAGCGUUAAAAAUUCGAUACCUUCUCUUGGGAGGUGCAGUCGGUGGUGGCGUUACCUUACAAAAAAAAUAUGAACAGUGGAAGGAGGGAUUACCGGAUUUAGGAUGGCUAGGAAAUCUAAUGCCCAAUGAAAAGCAAUGGCAAGAUUUUCGCGAAUCACUCAUGACAAUGAGGAGCAAUGUGACCGAUAAGAUCGAGAUUGAUCCACGUAUAAAGGAAUUUGGGGUAACUAAAUAUCGAGAAUAUAGGACCUGGUUUGAUCAAAGACUGGAUGACGCUAUUAAGGCAACGGAAAGUCAUCAAAAUAAUUACCAAGACAAUAACUCGAUACAGAGUGCAUUUGAUACCAUCUCAAUGAUAGCAAAACAAAGUUAUUCAGCAGAAACAAAAGAACAUUUGUCCAAAAAUGUGGUUGCCUUUGCACGUCCAUUGGCUAGUGAUAAUAAUACUGAGGAGGAACGUAAGAAAGCUCAAUCUUCGCAACAGAGAAUAGAUGCCAUGCAAGAUGAGCUGAUGCAGAUGCAAUUGAAAUAUCAACGCGAAAUAGAGAGACUAGAAAGAGAGAAUAAAGAAUUACGCAAGCAGAUACUUUUACGAGGAAGUCAGAAGUUUACCAACAAAAAAAUUAAAAAGUCACUAAUCGAUAUGUAUAGCGAUGUCUUGGAUGAACUUAAUGACUACGAUAGUGCCUAUUCCACUGCUGAUCAUUUACCUAGAGUAGUAGUCGUUGGUGAUCAAAGCUCCGGUAAAACAUCCGUGCUUGAAAUGAUUGCUCAAGCAAGGAUAUUUCCAAGAGGUGGAGGUGAAAUGAUGACGAGAGCGCCAGUCAAAGUCACAUUGAGCGAAGGUCCAUAUCAUAUAGCACAAUUCAAAGAUAGCUCCAGAGAAUUUGAUCUCACGAAGGAGUCAGAGUUAGCCGAACUCAGGCGGGAGGUAGAAUUGCGAAUGAAAAAUAGCGUAAAGAACGGAAAAACGGUCAGCCCGGAUGUCAUUUCCAUGACGGUGAAAGGACCCGGCCUUCAACGUAUGGUUCUAGUCGAUUUACCUGGUAUUAUUAGCACGGUUACCGUUGAUAUGGCAGAAGACACUCGCGAAGCAAUCAAACAAAUGAGCCAACAAUAUAUGAGUAAUCCUAAUGCAAUCAUUCUCUGCAUACAAGACGGUUCCGUUGAUGCAGAAAGAAGCAACGUGACCGAUCUCGUAGCUCAAAUGGAUCCAUCGGGCAAAAGAACGAUCUUUGUUUUGACAAAAGUUGACAUGGCAGAAGAGAAUUUAACUAAUCCUGACAGAUUGCGCAAGAUAUUAUCCGGUAAACUGUUUCCAAUGAAAGCAUUGGGCUACUUUGCCGUAGUUACUGGUCGUGGCAGACAAGAUGAUAGUAUACAAACGAUCAAGGAUUACGAGGAAAAAUUCUUUAGAAAUUCCAAACUUUUCAAAGAUGGUCUAGCAAUGUCUGGUCAAGUGACCACUAAAAACUUGAGCUUGGCGGUAGCCGAAUGCUUUUGGAAAAUGGUUCGUGAAACAGUGGAACAACAAGCAGACGCAUUUAAAGCUACGAGAUUCAAUUUAGAAACGGAAUGGAAGAACAAUUUUCCUAGGUUAAGGGAACUGGAUAGAGAUGAGCUUUUCGAAAAGGCACGAGGUGAAAUCUUGGACGAGAUAGUCAAUUUGUCCCAGGUAUCACCAAGACACUGGGAGGAAGUACUGAUGUCUCGAAAUUGGGAUAAAGUCAGUAUGCAUGUUUUUGAAAAUAUCUACCUACCUGCUGCUCAAAGCGGAAAUCCAAAUGCGUUCAAUACCACUGUCGACAUUAAACUUAGACACUGGGCGGAACAACAACUGCCUGCGCGUAGCGUCGAAAGUGGAUGGGAAUGUUUACAGCAAGAAUUUCAGAAUUUUAUGUCACAGGCUCGGCUUAGUCCAGAUCACGAUGGCAUUUUCGACAACCUCAAGAACGCUGUAGUAAAUGAGGCAAUGAGGCGUCAUUCGUGGGAAGAGAAAGCAUCAGAAAUGCUACGUGUUAUUCAACUUAAUAUCUUGGAGGAUAGAAGCGUGAACGAUAAACGUGAUUGGGAUCAAGCUGUACGUUUUCUAGAAACCUCAGUUAAAGAAAAAUUGCAAAGUACAGAACAGAUUCUGCGUGAUAUGCUAGGCCCUAAUCGCAAGGAACGGUGGAUGUACUGGCAGAACCAAACCGAAGAGCAACAGAAACGUUCGGCGGUCAAGAACGAGCUAGAUAAAAUUCUUUACGCCGACAAAAAACAUGCACCUACUUUAACACACGAUGAACUUACAGCUGUUAGAAAGAAUUUACAAAGAAACGGAUUAGAGAUUGACAAUGAAUUUAUUCGAGAGACGUGGCAUCCUGUGUACAGAAGAUUUUUCUUGCAACAGAGUUUAGCGAGAGCGUAUGAUUGUAGAAAAGGAUAUUAUCUAUAUCAUACGGGGCAUGAAAACGAAAUGGAAUGUAAUGACGUAGUGCUCUUUUGGCGGAUUCAACAAAUGCUGAAAGUCACCGCAAAUGCACUGAGGCAACAAAUCAUGAAUAGAGAAGCUCGCAGACUGGACAAAGAGAUUAAAGAAGUUCUUGAGGAUUAUAGUCAAGAUAACGAAAUUAAGGAGAAGCUACUCACAGGCAGACGAGUCACAUUAGCAGAAGAACUUAAACGGGUCAGGCAGAUCCAAGAGAAAUUAGAAGAAUUUAUUCAAGCGUUAAAUAAAGAGAAAUGAGCAUAGUAAACGAAAUAUUGAAGUUGAGCAUCAUAUUGCACAUAAAGCGAACCUUUAAUAGUUCGCAAUUGAAUGGAUAUGGUACAUGUAGAUGUAUAAUGUGUGUAAUAUAAUGAAUAUUUAGAAAUCAAUUUCUCUAAAAAAUGUGAAUACGCAUUUCUACAGUUUAAUUUAAAAAAAUCAAUUGCUGAUUGAAGAACUGAAUUCAGGAUUCAUUAGGCAUAUUAGUGUAGGCAUGUGAUAGCCCAUAAAAAGUAACUGCCUACCUGAUCUUAGUAACUUUGUGUAACAUAAGUAACAAGUUAAAAUCUCAGCGCUCUGAUACGAUUCAGAUUUGUAAAUAUGCGACAUGUGAUCGAAAUGUGAAAGAAUCU
Cyphomyrmex costatus is the source of this 3482-nucleotide messenger RNA. RefSeq names its product Opa1 mitochondrial dynamin like GTPase (gene Opa1). The transcript is spliced from 18 exons. Bases 172 to 3108 code for a protein of 978 amino acids. Gene Ontology annotation, molecular function: GTP binding; GTPase activity; microtubule binding. The record is from RefSeq and is a predicted model, not a curated record. Gene Ontology annotation, biological process: intracellular distribution of mitochondria; mitochondrial fission; peroxisome fission. NCBI's taxonomy places the organism in Eukaryota, Metazoa, Arthropoda, Insecta, Hymenoptera, Formicidae. Gene Ontology annotation, cellular component: microtubule; cytoplasm; mitochondrial intermembrane space.